GGUUAGAUGGGCGGUGAGAUGGUGGUCGCUUUGCUCAGGGGGGUACCGUUCUAGCCUGGCAUUAGCGGAAUUCAAUCACACCCCACCUGGAGGAUCAGAGUAUGGCAGGCAUACGAGGAUGGCAGACUGGCGGGUCACAUCAUUGAAUAUUGAGCUACCAUAAUGGUUGGCGUACCUUACAGCAAGGGCUGUUUGCUCUGCCGGGAGCGACGCAUCAGAUGUGACCAGUCUAUGCCUCAUUGCAUGCAGUGCCGCAAGUACGGCGUGGCAUGCCCUGGAUAUAAACGACCUUGGCAAUUCCAGGAUGAGGGACCGCGUCUCCAAAAACAUUAUCAGAAAAAACUUCCCAAUGCUGGUCAUAGUAAAUCGAAGCAUCACCCAGAGGCGAUUCCUUGUAACAGCUCUAUACGAAGCCAAGUCGUUACCAACCUUUCGAUCGAUGAGCGUGUCUAUCCGGCCUUGAUUCAGCAAUGCUUUAUCAGCCAACAGCCGCGGGUUUUUAAAGAAUUUGUCUGCGCUGCUUUCCCCACGAUGUUCUACCACAAUGAGUUCCGCUUCGGAGACGGCUUUACCUUCCCGGACUGGGCUUUAAAAAACUUCGGUACGAAGCCUUAUUUCGACGCAUCCGUCUCGUGUCUGUCAGCGCAAUACCUCGCUCAUCUCACUGGAGACCCAAGUAUCCAACACUUUAGCCGGCAGAAAUAUUCACAAGCUCUGGCGGCAAUCAGGCAAGUUCUAAACUCAGACGAGGAGGCGUCCUCGGAUGCGUUACUGAUAGCGGUCAUUCUCCUCUCGUUCUAUGAGAUGAGCACGCGAACUACUCAAGAUGCCUGGGUAUGUCACUCCCGGGCGGUCAAACACAUAAUGAUGAAGCGGGGAAUGACUAGCCAUCUCUCUGGUGCCGGUCGUGUCUGUCAUUUUGCAUACAGACCGUUCCUGAUUGCGGCCGCAAUAUAUGAAGGCGAACCGUGUUUCCUUGGCGAAGACGAUUGGCAAGACCUGGCAGCUAUCCUUCGAGCCGAAGAUUCUCAAAAGAAGAGCGAGUGGUCGUUCUACAUCGAUGUUUACGAAACGAUUUUCAUUGAGCUGGUCAAAUGCCCCAAAUACAUGCAAGAGGCACGAGAGAUUACUUCUAUUACCUCUGCAAAAGCACGACUCCUAGAGCGGAGGGUUGCUAUAACCUGUAAUCAACUGCGAACACUCACUGACGAGCUAAGAUCAUUACUGGCCUCGAAUAACCAGCGAAAGCUGGGAAUACUCUUCCGUGGUUUCAUCGGUCCGGAGCCGAACGGGUUUCCCGAGACAAGCCCUUCACUCCUUCUCAGUGCGGCGGUCAAUACUCUCGGAAUACUCGAACAACUCCUAGCCCGAUUAGCAAUGCCUGUCUACGUUGAAGAGGCAGCUUUUCCCUGGGAAAUAGUGGCAUCAUCCCCCAACCCCCAGAAUACGAGCCCAAGUAAUGCUAGCGGCCCAUGUCUUGAUUUUCGCCUCAUUUGCGAGCUUGGAGAGGGUAUCCAAAAAGACGACCCUCGGGCCUUUACGUGGCUUGAUCGGGUUGCAGGGUCAAUGGGACUCUUAGGAGCGAAAGCCAUCUACUGAAGUCUGCUUGAAGCGGAUCAUCCUUCUUUGUUAUGUGUAUGGGGGGUUUUCUUCAUUUUUGAUGUACUAACAGACAAUUCCCAGCCGUUCUCUACUUGGAUGGAGACUCUCAAAGUUGACAUACAUCUAUGGUAUCAAAUAUCUG
This is a messenger RNA of Penicillium brasilianum, 1744 nucleotides long. Lineage: Eukaryota; Fungi; Ascomycota; Eurotiomycetes; Eurotiales; Aspergillaceae. The record is from the annotation of a GenBank genome assembly.